AUGGGCCCCGCCAUCCUUCCACGAAGUCAUCGUGCCGGUUCGCAGGAAUGCCAGGCCCCAUCGCCAACGCAGCGAUGUCACAGGAUGACAGCUCCUGACACAGUGCCACCGCGCUCCAUGCAACAGCUGCUUUCAACUACCGUCAAGAAAUUUGGGUCCGAUCCCAUUCUUGCCAUCCUCCUCUUGAGCCAACCGUGUAGCCAUUUGAGAAUCCAGGUGUUGGAGAGCACGCGGGCAUUCGCCGCCCUAGCGUUCGCCGUGCCAAGAGCCUGUGUACCUCUAGCUGAGCGAGGUGGAGCCUGUUUCGGCGCCGUUUUCCGUGACCUGGAAGACGAUGGCCGGGUUCUCGAAACGAGGUCGAGCUGCCAGAGGUUGGUUUCCAGUCGGGCGCGGCGAUCGACAUGA
Messenger RNA from Symbiodinium natans, 405 nucleotides. The record is from the annotation of a GenBank genome assembly. NCBI's taxonomy places the organism in Eukaryota, Dinophyceae, Suessiales, Symbiodiniaceae.